Messenger RNA from Pterocles gutturalis (yellow-throated sandgrouse), 2094 nucleotides. RefSeq names its product rho GTPase-activating protein 32-like. The transcript has 6 exons. The record is from RefSeq and is a predicted model, not a curated record. Gene Ontology annotation, biological process: small GTPase-mediated signal transduction. The annotation marks the transcript as partial. Gene Ontology annotation, molecular function: GTPase activator activity. Lineage: Eukaryota; Metazoa; Chordata; Aves; Pterocliformes; Pteroclidae. Gene Ontology annotation, cellular component: cell cortex; Golgi apparatus; actin cytoskeleton.
AUGUUCUUCUGGCUCUUCCCAUUCCCUUUACUCUGCCUUCUCCUCAGAUCCAAGCAGAUCGAGUCCGCCUGCUUCAGCGGGACAGCCGCCUUCAUGGAGGUGCGGAUCCAGUCCGUAGUCGUGGAAUUCAUCCUGAACCACGUGGACGUCCUCUUCAGCUCCAAACUCAGCUCGGUCAUUCGGGAUGGAGCAGGGCACAGUUCUUUGUCACGGCCCAAGUCUCUGCUGGUGUCCUCUCCUUCCACAAAGCUGCUCACGCUGGAGGAGGCGCAGGCACGGACACAAGCCCAGAUCAACUCCCCCAUCGUGGCGGACAGCAAAUACAUCGAAGUGGGAGAAGGCCCUGCAGCGUUACAGGGGAAAUUCCACACGGUCAUAGACUUUCCAGCUGAAAGGAAAAGACCGCCCAGCAAGAUGAAGAAAUCACCAGUUGGCAGCUGGCGUUCCUUCUUCAACCUGGGAAAAUCAUCCUCCGUGUCCAAACGCAAGCUACAGCGCAACCCCAGCGAGCCCUCGGAGAUGAAAGCCAUAGCCCUGGCAGGUGGACGAGGAGACAGCGGGACUCUCCGCUCGGCUAAGAGCGAAGAAUCACUCACCUCUCUGCACGCUGUUGAUGGUGAAUCUAAACUGUUCCGACCCAGAAGACCCAGGUCCAGUAGCGAUGCACUGUCUGCUUCCUUCAACGGAGAGCUCUUGGGAAACAUGAACCGCUGCAAUUCCUACGACAACCUUCCCCACGACAACGACAGCGACGGGGAUGAGGGGCUCAUCCAUGUUCCUGCCCUGAUUUCUCCUCGAUCUGCUGAAGACGUGGACCUGAGCCCGCCGGAUAUCGGAGUCGCUAGCCUGGAUUUUGACCCGAUGUCUUUCCAGUGCAGCCCACCCCAAGCGGAGUCCGAGUGCCUGGACAGCAGCACCUCCCUGCUGGAGUCGGUGGGCUUCACCAAGGAGAAGCCGAGCCUACUAAAGAAGGAUUUAGAAUCGGGCAGCCAGUCCCAGACACCAGGCAGUGCCACGAGCUCUGAGCCAGUCUCCCCUUUCCAAGAGAAGAUGAGUCCCUUCUUUACUCUGGACCUGAGCCCAACCGAGGAGGCAGCCUGCAAGCCCCCCACCUUCUCGCCCAAGCUGGGGCAAAAGCCCCUCAAAUCUCCGCCGCUGACUACACCUGAACCCGUCUCCUUCGCGCUGCCCGGCCGCGCGUCAGAAGCGCUUGGAGGAGCGCCCAUCGCAUCCAGAAACUCCUCUGCUUCCAGCUGGAGCAGAGGGAUUGGCAUCACUGAUAUCCCAAACAGGUCCCCAACCCAGAUGUCCCUGUCCCUGAGAAACAGUGACACAGGAGCAGGGGAAGGAGGCCACCAAGAGCUACAGCAUGCCCAGCUAGUGGCUGCUGCCAAACCAGAGUUGCCAGAAGAAGGGGAGAGACCAGUGUCAAGCAGUCAGAAUAAGACUGUACCCACAGGACACACACAGCCAGGAGCAGUCACCCUCGACUCCCCCCAGGAUCCUGUUCCCGUCAGUUCUGUGUCUCUUAUCCCUCCUCCUCCUCCGAAAAACGCAGCGCGCAUGCUAGCCCUAGCGUUAGCCGAGUCCGCCCAGCAAGCGUCCGCUCAGUCUCAGAAAAGGCCAGGAGAUGCUCAUGCUGAAAGCACCAAUUAUGGAGAGGCUGAAGCUGGCACAGCUCUAGAAAAGCUCCAUCUCUCUGCUGGUGCUCCAGACAAGCUUCACCUGUAUACUGCUCUGCCCGAGAACCGACUCCAGUUCCAGACUGGUGCACCAGUAGAGCAGGAUUUCCAAGGUAGCAGCACCCUCGGGGAGCAGAACCACCCUCCGGGCGCACCUGGGACCCGGGACCCCCCCGCUCUGCAUGCUGGCCUCCCCGGGGACGUGCCCGGUAGCAGAGAUGCAGAGCAGGAGCAGUCCAGCUUCCAUCCUGGCAAACCGGGGGACACAGAGCCCUACCCCUGCCACGCUGGGGCCUGGGAGCACACACCCCACCCCCCUGCGGGCGCACCGCCGGACUGGGAGCCACCCGCAGCAGAGGGGGCUGGGGAUAAGCCCCAGCUCCGCUCGUGCGCGUCUGGGGACAAGCACCAC